Sphenostylis stenocarpa is the source of this 1560-nucleotide messenger RNA. The record is from the annotation of a GenBank genome assembly. NCBI's taxonomy places the organism in Eukaryota, Viridiplantae, Streptophyta, Magnoliopsida, Fabales, Fabaceae.
AUGGUUGAGAGAACCGUGCCUGGCUCCGCCAUCAAGGUUGUUUCUAAGAACUCCUUGUGUUUUUUCUUUGCAAUGACAACGUUGUUGUUCAUGUUGUCGUGGUUGUUCGUUCUGCGUUCCACGCGCUCCGAUGCUACGUCUAACUCCUCCCUUUUCUCUUACUUCAACGACUCAUAUUCUGAUCCAGUGCAGAAAAUAAAUGUAGGAGAAGAAGUAGAACCCUCGUUUGGUAAUAGAGCAAUACUCGGGGACAAUGUAGAUGCAAGAGCAACAACAGAAACAAAAAUAACAGAUUAUAAGAUACAACAACAAAAACUACAACGACAUGUGCCUGAAGAACAAGGUGUGAAAUGCAAAGAACGUGACAGUACUGUGCUGAGAGUUUUCAUGUAUGACUUGCCUCCUGAGUUCCAUUUUGGACUAUUGGAUUGGGAACCUCAAGAGAAUGCUAACAGUGUUUGGCCUGAUAUUAAAGCUAUAUCACCCCAUUACCCUGGGGGGUUGAAUUUGCAGCAUAGCAUAGAGUAUUGGCUUACCAUGGAUCUUCUUGCUUCAGAAUUACCUGAAGCUGAAGCACCAUCUAAAGCUAAGAGUGUGAUGAGAGUUAGAAACUCUAGUGAAGCUGAUGUAAUAUUUGUGCCAUUCUUUUCUUCUCUUUGUUAUAAUCGGUUUUCUAAAAUUGGCCCACAUGAGAAGAGGAGCAAGAAUAAGGUGCUGCAGGAAAAGUUGGUGAAAUAUGUGACAGCACAAGAGGAAUGGAAGAGGUCGGGGGGGAAGGACCAUGUGAUCUUGGCUCACCAUCCAAAUAGUAUGUUAGAUGCAAGAUUGAAGUUGUGGCCAGGAGCUUUCAUACUCUCAGAUUUUGGGAGGUAUCCUCCCAACAUAGCCAAUGUUGAGAAAGAUGUGAUUGCACCUUACAAACACGUGGUUGGAUCCUACGAUAAUGAUCAGUCCAGCUUUGAUAGCCGUCCAAUAUUGUUGUUCUUCCAAGGAGCUAUAUACAGAAAAGAUGGAGGUCAUGUUCGGCAUGAGCUAUACUAUCUUCUGAAAAACGAAAAAGAUGUGCAUUUUUCAUUUGGGAGUGCUCAAAAGGGUGGAGUAAAGAAAGCAACUGAAGGCAUGCGUUCUUCCAAGUUUUGCCUCAACAUAGCCGGAGACACCCCUUCAUCAAACCGCUUGUUUGAUGCCAUAGCCAGUCACUGUGUGCCUGUGAUCAUCAGCGACGAAAUCGAGCUGCCAUACGAGGAUGUCCUUGACUACUCUCAGUUCUGCAUAUUUGUGCGCACCAGAGAUGCCCUCAAAAAGAGGUAUCUGGUAGACUUCAUUAGGAGCAUAGGGGCAGAAGAGUGGACCAGGAUGUGGAACAGGUUGAAAGAGGUUGAGAGUUUCUAUGAAUUUCAGUUCCCUUCCAAGGAGGGUGAUGCUGUCCACAUGAUUUGGCAGGCUGUGAAACGCAAGGUUCCUUUCAUGAAGUUGAAAACUAACAGAUCUAGAAGGUUUUUCAGGUCCCUUAAUGGGAAGGAGCUCAGAUCAAUACCUGCACCAGCUAAAUUUUGGUGA